CAUUUGAUUGCAGAGGGCCGAUAAGAGAUAAGUGACUGGACUGGCCCCUUCCAUAGCAAUUCUUACAGUGACGAGACGAAAACCGCACAGGAAGAUGCUGGCGGCUAUCUUCGUCAUCGCCCUUAUUGGGGGCUCCCACGGAUUCGAGAGCGAUGCCGACGUCGAAGAUGCCAACGCCUACGUUGACUCAGUCCUCGAGUUCGAGCUGCCGAGACGCAUGGCGACGCUGGACCCGGUCAAGGCUCGCGACUUCCAGCCGAUGAACGGAAAGCACUUGUACGGCCCAUCUGUGCGGUUCGUGUUCUUCAGUGUCACGGGCUUCCGAGACAUUCGGCGCGACGGCGACUGCCAGCUGACUCGCGCCGACGAGGAACACCCGACAGUCUUGCAAUGCAAGCUCUCGACCAAACUUCGUUACGACGUCGUGGUUAACAUGACCUACGAGAAUACGACAAUGCACGACGUGCGCAUCAACGGCACGUUCCACGGCGUCAGUGGUCCGCUAACUGUCACGUUCAGGAGAUCGCUUCCGGUGAAAGUCGAGUUCUCGCCUCGCUAUGACGUCAUGCUGGACAGCGUAGGGAUGCGACGUGCCCGCCCUCAUUGGUAUACUGGCAUAAUGGAGCGCGAGUUUCAUCUGGCAAUGAUUCACGUAUUCGAGUUCGCCACGAGAAGAGUCUUCGCCAAGGAAAUGUUUAACGCGGCUAAGGACGUCCCAUUUCCCGAGUGAAUCGGGACAUGAGACUGUAUGCACCCUCGACACGCGCUCAAGCUCUCAAGUCUCGUGAGCGCAAAGCCGAAGGUUUCAGUUUACGAAGCGGUUAUUUCAACAGAACAUUACCCUUGUUCAGCAGAAAAAGCGCGGUGCGUUGGAAAGAGAAAGACAGUGAUCAUUGCAAUAAUAAAGUUUGGACUGUGGCUAAAGGUACGCCCGACGUAUCCCUUAGACCUCUAUUAGAGGUACGUUGUACGGAUCCGGUAGUUUUUAUUUUUUAUGGAAGUACGUCCGACGUAUAUCGUUGGUUUUAGCAUGUUUCAGGUUAAGAUACGUCUGCAGCAUACUCCAGAUGAACAGCUUAAUCAAUGUUCAUUUUGUGUAUUGCGGUGCAGCGGGCCUGAUUGAGCGCAGCCGGCGCAGAUCGGCGUGCUCAACACUGCUGCAACAUCUGCCGCAUCCGCUUCCACAGCAUCGACG
Messenger RNA from Dermacentor silvarum, 1195 nucleotides. RefSeq lists its product as uncharacterized. Lineage: Eukaryota; Metazoa; Arthropoda; Arachnida; Ixodida; Ixodidae. The transcript is spliced from 3 exons. Bases 95 to 730 code for a protein of 211 amino acids. The record is from RefSeq and is a predicted model, not a curated record.